AUGACCGUUUUAUAUAAAGGUUCGGAUAUACCUGUAGAAUUGAAUUCUACUUCUGCAACAUUAAAUUUCAUUCAAGAGCAUAUAGUUCCUGAUUUAUUACGAGAUGACCCUACAUUAACUGAAAAGAUAAUAUUCAAUAAAAUUUCAAAAAAUAGCAACAUUGAGCGGACAGUAGAUAUAUUAUGUCAAAAGGAUUCGGUUAAUAAUUUCAUUUGCAUAUAUUCAUAUGGACCACAUUUACAAAAACUGUUAAGUAUAGUUGAAAUAUUUAAGAAAGUUAAAUCAGAUACUAGCGAUGUUAAAAUUAACCAAUGGAAUAAAAUGGCAAUGUUUAAAACAGUAGAAGAAGGGAGAAAUGAAUUGUUAGAGAAAAAAACUAUAGUUCCUAUAUUGAUCACAUUUAUAACUACAUCUCAAUCAUUGGCAUCACCAGUAUUUGAAAACGAUAAGAAUAUGUUUACCAAACAGUAA
Messenger RNA from Maudiozyma saulgeensis, 471 nucleotides. Lineage: Eukaryota; Fungi; Ascomycota; Saccharomycetes; Saccharomycetales; Saccharomycetaceae. The record is from the annotation of a GenBank genome assembly.